AUGUUCCUUCUUCUUUUGCUCGUUUUGCAUCUUAACGGGCUGCAGGCAGGCCAGAAUCCUCAGAGAACCACCCUGCAGACAACUGUUCCUGAAAAGAUCUCAUCACUGGAUGUGGAAACAGAUCCAGAAAACCAUAUGGCUUAUCUUAUUACAAUAAAUGAAACCCCCCAUUUCAUCCACCUUAAAAAACAAUCAUUUAUAAUGUCAACUGCAGAGGUUUAUACUUAUGACAGAAAUGAUGUUCGACAUUCUCAACCUUUGUCAGCUCUGGAAAAUUGCAAUUACAAUGGAUAUGUUGCAGGUUUUCCAAAUUCUAUCGUGACCCUCACCAUUUGCACAGGACUCAGGGGAACAAUACAAUUUGAAAAUGUCUCCUAUGCAAUCGAGCCCGUGGAAACCCUGUCAGGAUUUGUGCACGUGAUCUAUGAGAACACAAACAAACAUGCUGUGAUUCCUGACCUGGGAAAGAAUCAGUCAUACGGUUGGUCUGAUGAAUCAGAUUAUCAAUUCCGAAGCAACAUGAAGAAAGCUGGAUUUAUCAUGUUACGCCAACGAUUCAUUAAGAUGGAUAUCAUUGUGGAUAAAAAGCUGUUUGAUUACAUGGGCUCUGAUACUAAAGUUGUGCUACAGAAAGUCAUUCAGAUCAUCGGUUUCGUUAACACUAUGCUCUCCAAGUUAAAACUGACUGUUGUAAUAAACUCCAUUGAAAUCUGGUCGAAGGAAAACAAAAUUAAUUUCUCAGAGGCACCCAAUGACUUAUUGGUUCAGUUUUCAAUUUGGAAACACGAGUAUAGACCACACCACGUUGCAUACUUACUGGCAUUUGAGGAGCACCCUGCUUCCACGGGGGCUCUAUAUCCAGGGAAUCUGUGCAAACUGGAGUACAAUGCUGCUGUUGCCCUGUAUCCAAAAGGUUUAUCGUUAGAAUCGUUUAGUGUCAUUGUCCUGCAGCUGCUGAGCAUUAGUAUGGGCUUAACUUACGACACUGAGAACUGCCACUGUACAGGAGACGUUUGCCUAAUGACGCCCAGAGCAAUACUUUGCCUUUCUUUGCAGAACUGUACUCAUAGAAAAUGCUGUGACCCCAUGUCAUGUCGAUUGAAGACCAAGGCUGCAUGUGGUUCUGGGGAGUGCUGUAAUCAAGAUUGCACGAUAAAAGUGAGUGAUGUGAUCUGUAGGAAGUCUAUAGAUGAAUGUGACUUUGUGGAGUACUGUAAUGGAAAAGAUGCCUAUUGUGUCCCUAACACAUAUGCACGCAAUGGCCAGUAUUGUGAAUCAGGUGAAGCCUUCUGCUAUCAAGGAAAAUGUCAGACUGCUGACAAGCAAUGUAUGAACAUGCUUGGGAAACAUGUGAGAGCGGGUUCCUUUGCGUGCUAUGAAGAGUUCAAUUCCAGAGGCGAUAGAUUUGGCGACUGUGUUAAUAAAUAUUGUACUUUAAACAAUGCUCUCUGUGGGAAACUAGUCUGUACGUGGCCAUUCAAGAAGCUGGUGCUGAAAGUCAACCUAUCUGUGGCCUAUGGACAAGUCCGGGAUGACCUGUGCGUAUCUAUGUAUAAAGGUGGGAGGAUACCUAAGCCAACAAUGUCAACAUAUUCCCAGUUAUCGGACAGAGAUGAGACAUUCGUAAACGAUGGCACAAUCUGUGGCCCUGAUAUGUUUUGUGUAGGGGCAGUAUGCAGAGAAACUAGAUUUUAUAUUAAUUCUAGCGGUUGCGAUUCUACUAGAGAUUGCAGCGACCAUGGGAUUUGCAACAAUUUUGAGCAUUGCCAUUGUGAUAAAGGAUAUAACCCUCCUUUUUGUGAGGAACAUAAGGGACAGUUUGGAAGCGUUGAUGAUGGACAUAAAUAUUAUGUUGAAGCUCACCUGCGAACCCACCAAUCACACCAAACCCAGAAAGGACUCUGUACGUCUUUACUGUGA
Mus pahari (shrew mouse) is the source of this 1920-nucleotide messenger RNA. Its product is annotated as disintegrin and metalloproteinase domain-containing protein 5-like. Gene Ontology annotation, cellular component: plasma membrane. Lineage: Eukaryota; Metazoa; Chordata; Mammalia; Rodentia; Muridae. Gene Ontology annotation, molecular function: metalloendopeptidase activity. The coding region runs from base 1 to 1920 and encodes 639 amino acids. Gene Ontology annotation, biological process: cell adhesion; proteolysis; binding of sperm to zona pellucida. The record is from RefSeq and is a predicted model, not a curated record. The transcript has 18 exons.